AAGGAGUUUCCAGGUUUCACAUCUCCAGGGAACAGCUGAUCUUACAGUGCCUCUUAUGGGAAACAUGUCCUAACAGGAUUCAUAGCAACAAUUCUUAUAUAGUGUACAGCAUCUAGACACAUAGUCUUCAGCCAUGAAGCUGCUGUUGAAGUUACAGAAUCUAAAAUUCUUGUGGACUCUGAAGCCUCCUAACAGGACUUUCCAUGGACAUCCCAGGCUGCUUUCCUCUGAUGUAUAUUCCCAGUAUGAGUCCAUCAGACAGGGCAAACAGGAAAUACCGAAGUACUUUAACUUUGCAAGUGAUGUACUGGACAAAUGGUCUGAGAUUGAAAAGGCUGGAAAGAGACCACCAAACCCUGCUUUCUGGUGGGUAAAUGGCGAAGGAGAAGAAGUGAAGUGGAGCUUUGAGGAGCUGGGGUUCCUGUCUCGGAAAGUGGCCAAUGUACUGACUAAAGAAUGUGGGCUGCAGAAGGGAGACAGGCUUAUCCUGAUCCUACCACGAAUUCCAGAAUGGUGGCUGGUCAAGGUGGCUUGUAUGAGAGCAGGAAUUGUCAUAAUCCCAGGAACAUCCCAGUUAUCAGCCAAGGACAUACUGUACCGACUCCAGGCAUCCAAGGCCGCGUGCAUCGUUACCACUGACAAACUGGCUCCUGCAGUGGAUUCAGUGGCAUCCCAGUGCCAGCUCCUGAAAACCAAGCUAAUGGUGUCCAAAGGCAGCAGGGAGGGAUGGCUGAACUUCACUGAGCUGUACCAAAAUCAAUCUGCUGACCAUUCAUGCAUCAAAACAAGGAUUCAAGACCCAAUGAUGAUCUUCUUUACCAGUGGAACUACAGGUUCUCCAAAAAUGACUCAACAUUCCCAGGGCAGUCUUGGUUUCAGACCCCUUUUAAGUGAAAGGUACUGGUUGGAUUUGACUCCCUCUCAAAUGAUAUGGAACACUGCAGACACAGGAUGGAUACUAACUUCAAUAGCAUCUUUUUUUGAUCCUUGGGUUUUUGGAUCAUGUGUCUUUAUACAUAACCUACCACAGACUGACUCAGAAGUUAUCCUAAAUACUCUCUGCAGAUUCCCAAUUGAUGCCCUGGUCGGUGCUCCAACACUGUUCCGCAUGCUGGUGCAAAAUGAUCUGUCCAAAUACAAAUUCAUGAGCCUGAAGUACUGCAUAAGUGGAGGGGAACCACUCAACCCAGAAGUCAUGGAGCAGUGGAAGAGCUACACUGGGCUGGACAUCCAUGAAGUGUAUGGCCAGACUGAAAUGGGAGUAAUCUGCUCUAUUUCUAAAGGAAUGAAGAUUAAACCUGGAUCAAUGGGGAAAGCAGCUCCCCUUUAUGAUGUUCAGAUCGUAGACAAAAAUGCCAAUAUCCUGCCUCCAGGACAACAGGGGGAAAUUGCUAUCAGAAGCAAACCUAUAAGGCCACUUGGUUUUUUCUCUGAAUAUUUAGACAACCCUAAGAAAACUGCAGAAAGUGAACGUGGGGAUUUUUAUGUCACUGGAGACAGAGGGACAAUGGAUGAAGAGGGAUAUUUCCAGUUUAUUGGCAGAGACGAUGACAUCAUCAUUUCUUCAGGGUAUCGCAUCGGGCCAUUUGAAGUAGAGAGUGCCCUGAUAGAGCACCCAGCUGUGGUGGAAACAGCUGUUGUCAGCAGCCCAGACCCCCUCAGAGGAGAGGUUGUGAAAGCAUUUGUGGUUCUGUCCCCAACUUUUCCAUCCACUGACCUGAAGAGCUUAACUCGUGACUUGCAGGACCAUGUUAAGAAAACUACUGCUCCAUAUAAAUAUCCUAGAAAGGUGGAAUUUGUCAAAGAGCUGCCAAAGACAGUCACUGGGAAGAUCAAGAGGAAUGAGUUAAGAGACAAAGAGUGGGGACGGAUAUAGCAUUGUUUGGAAUUUAACAGAACUUCUUCCAUUCCAUCAGCACUAUAAACAUUUCACUACUAUAGCUGCCAUCAUUCUGAUC
Zonotrichia leucophrys gambelii is the source of this 1958-nucleotide messenger RNA. RefSeq names its product acyl-coenzyme A synthetase ACSM4, mitochondrial-like. NCBI's taxonomy places the organism in Eukaryota, Metazoa, Chordata, Aves, Passeriformes, Passerellidae. Bases 134 to 1876 code for a protein of 580 amino acids. The record is from RefSeq and is a predicted model, not a curated record. Gene Ontology annotation, molecular function: fatty acid ligase activity; fatty-acyl-CoA synthase activity. The transcript has 14 exons. Gene Ontology annotation, cellular component: mitochondrial matrix. Gene Ontology annotation, biological process: acyl-CoA metabolic process; fatty acid biosynthetic process.